GACUGACCGACGUAUUACUUAGUUCAAACAAUUAAUUCUUUAACAGACUCCUCAUCACCGUCUCUAUGUCUUUUGUUCAACUUGUGUGAAUAAUUUUUUUUUUUAAUUUAUGUACAUAAAUAAUACAUUGUUAUUAUAUUUUACAAACACAAAAAUACAAGGAGGAAAUGCUUAGUGAAAAAAAGUCGCCCACAUAAAAUAUAAAUAAACAAAAUUAAUAAAUUGUGUAAAAAGAAAAUUGAUUUCUAUCGUUUGCCUCUUUACUGUGCUCAAAACAAAGAAAGUAGAUAUGCAACAAUUCGACUUCGGUUCUUGUUCUUAUUGCGCAUCAUUCGCUCACCGUCAAUAAUGGAUCAAUUUUCCAUGCACCGCCAAUACAUUUUAUUCGACCCGUUGCAUUGCCAGCAAUCCUUAGUUUUGUUACUUUAUUUUCUUUUUUUCGGUUUCACCCCAACGUGUAUCGUUUUUUUUUCACACUCUCUUUCGCUUCCCCAUUGUUACGAUCGCGCAUCGGUUGUUCUCCCCUGUGCGCUUUUUUUCUCUAUGAGGAAGAUCAACCAAUAAGUUCAAUACCGGUGGUUUAAUGUUUACACAAUUUCCAUAAGCACACACAAUGGAAACGAAAUGAUGUGCAGUGCACAAAAAAAACCAACAUUUUCAUAAAGAUACCCACAUGGAAACGGCUGGUCGAAGGUUCCGCCCGCUGGAACCUCUCGGUUCGAUCAUUCGCAUAACAUCUAUUUAUCAGUACGAUGCUGUUCGAUGCUCUGAUUAUCCCCCCGAAUGUGAGAGGCGAAAAAAAAGGCGGAAUCAUCGUCGGACCACAGCAUCCGGGCUGGGAGCGCUUUUGGGGCGUGCGUUUUUGUUGGGGAGUGUGGCCUCCGGUAUAAAAAGAACUACCCGAUUUUGGAAGGCCAUCAGUGCAGUCGCAGCAAUCGUAGUGCAAAGUCAACAGCAAGCCUCAGUCUUUUAGCAUCCAUCCAUCCAUCAUGAAGAUGUACAUUACCGUUUCGCUGGGAAUGAUGCUGGUAGCAUCGGCCAUGGUUGCCGCCGACCAGUACCAUCACGCACCGGAGUACGAUCAUCCACCGGCCAAGCAUAUCCCGAUCGUGCACAGUGAGUCGUACAGCAGCCACGACGGUAGCUACAAGUUUGCCUACGAAUCGGGCAACGGUAUUACGGCCCAGGAGGAAGGUUUCGUCAAGAAUGCCGGCAGCAAGGACCAUGAGGUGCAGGUUGCCCACGGUUCGUACUCGUACACCGAUCCGCACGGUGUUCCCGUCUCGCUAAGCUACGUGGCCGAUGAGAACGGUUUCCAGGUGCAGGGUUCGCACGUACCGACACCACCACCGGUCCCGAAGGAGCUGGUCGAUGCCUAUGCUAAGGCGGCCAGCCAGCCCCAGAGCCACGAUGAGCCGGACUAUCCUCAGCCCGCUCAGCACGGUUACAGUGCGUACUAAGGAGUGGACGUGAAGAGUGGCAGAAAGGGGACAUUCCCGCCCCCGGGUGGGGAUGGUAGGAGGUCCGUGAUAGGACGUCAGAAAAGUAAUCUCAAAUCAAUACGACUGACUUAGCGGCCGUGGAUAGUGGGCCGGAUCCUAAUAUUUGCUGAUGUUAUACCCAAAUAUAUGUGAUAUAAAACAAUUUUAAAGAAAAU
Anopheles funestus (African malaria mosquito) is the source of this 1657-nucleotide messenger RNA. RefSeq names its product endocuticle structural glycoprotein SgAbd-2-like. Lineage: Eukaryota; Metazoa; Arthropoda; Insecta; Diptera; Culicidae. Gene Ontology annotation, cellular component: chitin-based extracellular matrix. The record is from RefSeq and is a predicted model, not a curated record. Gene Ontology annotation, molecular function: structural constituent of chitin-based larval cuticle. The coding region runs from base 990 to 1460 and encodes 156 amino acids. The transcript has 2 exons.